Messenger RNA from Amoebophrya sp. A120, 8745 nucleotides. The record is from the annotation of a GenBank genome assembly. Lineage: Eukaryota; Dinophyceae; Syndiniales; Amoebophryaceae.
GUUGAUUUCACUACACUAGGGCGUGUAUGUUUGCCAAGAUGUCUUUUGUCGUCUCGUCGUUCUUUUGCCAUAUGUUAAAAGGCCUGUUGCUCUUGGUGAUGUGCUGUCAUCCCACUCGUGCUCGCUGUGCCACGAUUCGUUCAGCGUUUCUUCUUUUCCCGGUCGGCGCUGCGUUACAGCACGCGUCCUCAGCACCGAUGGAGCUCCUGCCCGAGUCAGCGCCGCAACAUCCUUCGCAGCAGAUGAAACCGAGCCUGCGUCGGGAGGUGUCCUCCGAGAUCGUAUCCAGUGCCGCGGAGGUUUUGUUUACCGAUGCAGAUCAUGACCAGCACGCUGGGACGGGGGAUCAUGUCGGCGAUUUAUCACGCGGGGAUGAGGGCACUGGACGUACUACAAUAUCCGGCCCGGCAACUACACGAGGCCGAGAAGGAGCGACAGCGGUCGCGGCAACAGACUCGCAUGAGGUGGAUGCUUCGAAUCAGGAUCCACAAGGUGCUGAUGCUGCAGCUCCUACACUUAGAAAACCACCACACGACGACGACGCUCACCAACGGCGCUCUACUCCUGCGCAAAGGCAGCAGCAACAGCAGCAGCUUUUGCGCGGGGAGAAAACUCCAGCUCAUCGAGUAGACGCUGCGACUUCCUCUACACAAGAUCCAGAAACGACCCGCCCGCAGAGUAGGUUACGACCAGAAGCAGAAGACGGCGCAAGAAAAAUAAAUCGCGGAUACAGAGAGAUAAAGGAAGAGCGGAAAAAUGAAGCGAGAAAGGUACUUCACGGGGAAGAAACCACACAAACCGUAGAAGUUUCGGCAAGCGCAGCCGCAGGUUCGAGGAGAACAGCCAGGUUUAUUUCAGCGGAGGAAGAACUGCAGGAGCAGCACGAGAUAAAAAGUAGAAUAUCUGAAGCCGAAGCGGAACCCGAAGACGAUAUAACGCCUGCAGCCGGGUCCUCAAAUGCAGCGACUGCGUCCAGUGAGAAAGAAGCGAGUAUGGUGGCUGGAAACGUGUUGGAUAGCGAUAAAACAACGGAAAUGGCCACAGGUUUGAUGUUCUGACGUGCACAACGUGGAUAAGCAUCUUGUGUUUCAUCUGUGAAGUUGCUUUUGCAUCUUGAUCUUUAAUAGUACCGCAAGCGAAGUACAUAGUGGUGCUUGGCGCCGGCGUCUUGGCAACAUUUAUUUCGAGGAUCAUUUUCACGUAUCAAGGUAUCUUUCGCACCACCACUGCCGGUGAAUACGGGCAGACGUGUCCCUGGCUCCAGAUUGACCUCGGAGCGAACGGAACCUCGGCGUCCAUUUCCCGGGUCGAACUAACCGCAGCCACGAGCCCGAUGAAGUUGCGCUGGACGUUUUUCUCGCACGACGAAGCCAGUUUUUACUCGGACGGACGGCUGAAGGGCAACGCCGCCGCUUGGGACAGCAGCAACAGUCAAAAUCCGGAGGCGGACAGUGCGCGAGACCAGGGGAUCAGGAUUUCGGUUGCGAAGACGGCGCGGGACCGAAGUGCCACGUGUGCGGUCCAAGCGGGCGUCUGUCAAGGCACUUCCGCGGGGGACGCCUGUCCCGCAAUCACGGCGACAAACAGCUACGACGGCACGACGAACGGGCAGGCGGACGCGGAAAGUCCCGAUAUGCACGAGUGCGAGACGAUCAAGUACACCAAUUCGAUAAGCGGGGACGGUCCAUAUCCUAUGUAAAAACAUCCCCACCCCAUAGUUGUCAUGCAGAUUUGCAGUCACAGGAAGAUUUGUAAGGCGCAUCCCAAUGAGAGCGAGGCAUUUCCAGUCAUGUUUUGGACUUUGUAAUGCCAUAAACAGGAUGAGUGUAGACGGCUUUGCGAUGCGGCUGCACUUGCUAAACUGCACUACAAUACAGAGAGGAACUUGUCAUGCGUGACUCCCAAAACUUCUCGACUUGUGUUGCGAGAUCCCCAUCUUGACUGUGGUAUGUAGUGAGGUCACCGAACGGUUCUAACCGGGGAGUUUUUUUGCCACCUACCGUGAAAAACGACCGGCAGUUUUCAAGCGGCCGGAAGGCUUUUUUGACAUAAAAAAUUUCCAAUUAUCAAGCGGCCGGGGCUUUGAUAGCAAACAAGCCCGGUCGAAAACUAUCGAUUCGCACUGGAUAAAACGACGCAGGGAAGCCGGCAAAAGGGGCGCCCUUCUGAGGCGCCCACCGCCUUGGUUUCUGGCGAUUUGGGGCGCCCAAAAAGGGGCGCGCAAAAAACGCGCCCAAAAUCAGAACAGCGAAACAGCAUGGCACGGCCGCGAUUUCGGAGCAUCUUGGGCGGCCGCGAAAGCGGCCGCCUUUUCGCCGGUUUUAGAGCCUGGGAAGCUUUGCAAAAAGCGCCGGCGUGAAAAAUAAAAACGCGAAAAAUAAAAAACGCCUCAGACGCGCAAAGCCAAUCCGCAUGCUAUGGGCCCGGUUUUUCUUCGCUUUUUGGGCGCCCCCCGUGGCACCCGGAUCGGCCCCAUAGCAUCGGGGCUGGCUUUCGGAAAGGAAUUUGGGAAAUGUGCCAAAAUUUGUGAUGUUUCCCAAGUGGCCGCCAUACCGUGCGGCAUAACGUUACUCACGGCGGUAUGGCGAGCCCAGAAAAAACAAAGGCGCGGCCAAGGCGGCGGUCGGCAAAAAAACGCCCACGACCUCACUACCCCCGCCCCGGCGGCUAUAUUUGGUAUGGGGACGUUUUUACUUAGGAUAGCCCAGACCGCUUCGUCGCAGAUACCGGCAGUGCCUUUGGCACCGCAUCCGUCACCUGUCGAAACGUAUCCACUGCAAAUACGUCUGGGCCUGGAAGGAUGCAAGGUUUGUCGUGCUUGUCUAGCAUGACUGAAGAACUUGUGACGCGUGUCCAAGUUAGAAGAGACCCUGUGCUUUCUUGUCAUGCAAAGACGCAGCUUGUCAUGCGGAAGCUGCCAGAUUAAGCAGCGCAGAUACACCUUCUCAUGCUUGGCUGUGCAUUUUUACAGGGCAUUCACUAGCACUCCCAACCCAGCAUUACAAGUUUCCAGACCCAGACAUCUACUUUGCAAUGCAUAAAACGCAACCACAGACCACUUGUCCGGCUACCGCUACGUCGUAGUCGACCUUCCGGGACAGACAGACGCCAGCUAUCCGAGGUUUCUGUCCGUCAGUAUGGUGAAGGUUUUUGGCUCGAGUGGCGCAGAGGCAGGAACGACAGGUGCAAAGGUAGUCGCGAGUACCACCACGACCCCGCCCUUCGCCUCCGCCUGCCACGGCUGCUAUGAAAUGCAAAUAUGUCCUCUGGGUCGGGAAGAUUCUGAGAUUUGUCAUGCAGUUUUUCCAAGCUCCGCCGAGUCUGGAAUGCAGAGCCUAGCACCACAGGAUCUGCAGCCCCUUUGAGAUGCCUGCUCUGCAUGAGAAAUGCCCUCCCAGCAUGACCAGAAAUGAGCACGACCUUUUGCAAGUCACGCAACACAGAUUUUUGUACGAUCCGCAACAUGCAUCACAAGUUCGCAUCCUUCUAGACAUCCAAGCAUAUUUGCAAUGCAUAGCUGCGGAGCGCGGACGAAAGAGUGCUGGAGCCAGUGCGGGAAAUCGUCCAGCGCCGCCAAGUAUUCUGUGCAAAAGUAUCGUACUCGUAUUGCAAUCAUGCAUUACAAAUCUUUUUCCUAAGGUAAAUCAGCAUUACAGAUUUUCUUUCCCAUGGUGAGGAGAUUUGUAAUGCAUUUAUACGAGUGCGAUACUUUUGCAGUUCAUAACAAGGAGUGGUGCGCAGCCUGCGCUACAGAGCCGAGCGAGAGUAACCGCAAGGGGAAUUGCUGUUCGUUCGACAAAGCGACCGGGAAGGUGAAACCGGGCCAGGUCGAGGGCUGUAUGGUGAUGAACCAAGAUCUAUGAACUGCAAAUAUCCCUGGAUGUCUGGAAUCUUGUGAUGCAAGGAAGGGAAUAAUGAAAACACUGUAAUGCGCUGCCCCGCAUGACAAGUUUUGCCGUGGUCUUGAGUUGCGUACUCCGCAUGAGACGAUGUUUUUUUUUUUUGCAUGACAGGCACGACGAGGAGCUCUUCGCGGCCACGCAAUACAGAGUUCAGAGGCAUGCCAGACUAGCAUGACAUAUCUCGCAUCAAUCUUCCAGACCCAGAAAUAUUUGCAGUUGAUAAGACCCCAAUCCCGAGCGGUUUUUCACAUCCGACUACUUGACGCAUUCUCAGCAGAGCAGUUACGGUUAUCGUAAGGGAAAAUCCUUCCUCCCCAUAUCGAGAACGAAAUAUGUGAUGCUGUAUUUGAGUACACAAGUCGACUUGUAUUGCUAGAAGGCCAAGAGCCGCAGUUGUGGCCUCGUUUGCAGGCAAUUUGUCAUGCUGUUUCCCCCUUCCAGCUGCCUCCUGUCAUGCUGAAGAUGCAAGGCUUUCCCACGCCACCCAGCGCUACAGUCCGCAUCUUUUCCCUUGUAGCAUGACAAAAUGAUUUGUGUACACAAAUCCCGCACCACAGACUUCCAUUUCGAUAUGGGGAGGGGGGAUUUUUCAUUUUGAUGUCGGUGCCUGCGUGGUGUUCCCGUUUCCGCAGCCGGACGAUCUGAUAUCAAGAAGAAAAAUCCCCCCUCCACGUAUGAAAACGGAAAUCUGUGAUGCAGAUUUGUGGUCACAGAUCAGCUUUGUCAUGCUAGAAGGAAAGGCAUGCGGAGUGUAGUACUGGCUGGCGUGGGAAAGCCUUGCGCCUUCGGCAUGACAGAGAGCAACUGGAAGUGGGAAACAGCUUGACAAAUUGCCUACAAACGAGGCCACCUGCGGCUCUUGGCCUUCUAGCAUUACAAGUCGACUUGUGUACUCAAAUACAGCAUCACAAAUUUCGUUUUCGAUAUGGGGAGGGGGGUUUUUUCCUUUUGAUAUCUGAUCCGCCCGGACGACACCUGCUUUUCGCCAAAUAACGGUUGGUAUGAGACGAUUGCGCAACCCCACCCUCCCUCUCAUUUGUCAUGCAAAACCCGAAGUCUAGUGCUUGCUUUGUGGUAUUUUUCGCAUGACAAAAUUUUUCCGCAAUCCCAAGCAGUACUAUGGUCGGCGCAUGAACUUGUCAUGCACAGGCUCCACAAGUGCUGGUGUUUGUAUUGCUGUCCAUGCCAUACAAGUACAACAAAUGAGGGAGGGUUGUGGUCUCUCAUAGAUGGAGCAGUCUGGACACGAAGAGUUGCGAGUGCUGGCACACGUGCGGGGAAAAGUAUGCAAGAAAAAAACUGUGUAAGUGUAAAUCUGUGAUGCAGAAGAUGCAAAACAGUUACACUUGUCAUGCUGGAAGUGCGUCAUAGGCUACUAUCAUACGUGUUUGCACGUACGUAGCUGCGCGUGACAGGUUUUCCCUGUAAUGCAAAACAAACUUGUUAUGCUGCUCUUCCUACAAAGUUACACUUACACAGUUUUUUUCCUGGAUAAAAAGAGCGGGAAGUGCAGUAAGUGCACCCCCGGGUCGCCGACCUCGGAGCAUUACGAGGUAUGCAUUGCAAAUAUGUCUGGGUCUGGAAAAAUGUCAGGUUUGUCAUGCUCUGCUAGCAUGACUGUCAAGUCUGUCAUGCAAGGUACUCAAAGCCGCCACUUUUGUGUCAUGCAAAAACCUAGUUUCUCUUUCUCAUGCAGAAUAGGCAACACCUAGCAACUCAAAAACCUGUCAUGCUGAGCGGUCAUUUCUGGCGUUCUCUUGCUUCGCCAACCAGCAUCACAAGUUUCCAGACCGAGAGGUAUUUGCAUUUGAUACGAAGGUGCCUGCUGCAAGAAGGACGACGCAGCGAAUGCAGCAGAGUGUGUAUUACAAUGAAAAAUGCCCCCACCGCCCCCGAACUUGGCAGCAUUUGUAUUGCAAACCUUUCCAAUGGAAACAUUCCCCGUCUUGCAUAUCUCAGCAUCACAAAUUUUCCUUGCUGAAAAGCUCAAAUUUGUGUUGCGAAGGAGCCCAACAGCAGUCGGAUCUGUUAUGCACAAGACACCUUGAUGUGCACCUAGAUUCUGCAUUAGAAAGGCUCGCAGUCCUUUCAUGCAAGACAAAAAGCUUUCACUUGGAAAAAUUUGCAUUACAAACUUCUGCAAAUUCCGGGGUGGGGGCAUUUUUCACUGUAAUAGUGUGCGCACACGGUGGCGUAUCCGGUGGCAGAUCUGACCAACGUGACGAGCUUUUGGUACCACGAGUGCGUGCUGCUCUCUACGAGCACGACGAGCACUACCAGCACGACUAGCACUUCCACGACCGGCACCAUUGCACCGCAAGUGCGCGCGUUCGAGAUGGGGAUACAGACGAGCAACGAAAAUGGUUCGGAUUUGGACGUAUCAAAUGCAAAUAUGUAUGGGUCUGGAAAGUUGCAACUUGUAAUGCUGGUCUUGCAUUCCUGUGAAAUCUGUGUUGCAUGACCAACACAAGUGGCAGCCUCGCACGUCAUACAAAAACGCAAGUUCUCAUGCGGAGUUCGUAUGAUAAAGCGUUGCGCAGACUUGUCAUGCUUUCCUGCAUGAGGAAGUGUUUUCAUCAUGCACAUUUUAUCGUCACAAAUUUCCAGACCCAGACAUAUUUGCAAUGCAUAGGACGCUAUCACGAGCGACGCGCAUUUCAAAGCCGCAAUUGCAAAGGGCUUGGCGGGCUGGUUUGCCGCGGGCGGGGGCCAGGACGCGAGCAGCUUCGAAACCACGGAAUUUCAGGACAGUUUGACGAUAACGAAGAAAACAUUUUCAUCAAGUGCCGCAGCAGCAGCGUCGACGCUCCUGGACGGGGGCAUGAUGAAACACAACCAUUCCGCCGGUGAAGAUCUUCGCGCUACUAGUUUUCUGGAAGAAGUAGAAGUAGAACAGCGACUGCUGGACGACCACAACGAGAGCAGUGAGAGCAAAGUACUGCCUUCGAAAAGAACCGCCAAUCGUCAACUACAUGCAAGUAUCGAAUGCAAAUAUCCACCCUGGACGUCGUCUGGAAGGAUGCAAGGUUUGUCAUGCACAUUUUGCAUGACUCCUGACGUCUGUGAUGCAUGCCCUAGCAUCACAUUUGUGGAGGCUUCCUGAUGCCUAUUUACCGUAUGAGAAAUGCCGUCUCGCCGUGGCAAAAACGGGACCGCUUUUGCUGUUCAUGCAGUACAGAUUCUUGUAGUAUCCAGAUGCAGCAUCACAAGUUACGUCCUGCCAGACCCAGACAUAUUUGCAAUGCAUAGCAAGUAAAGAAAAACAACACCUUGUCCGCAGGUCGACAUCAUCGGUGCCAGCUCCUGCUUUCGGAAAUAGUAAACUGCGAAUGGUUGACCUGCAACAGAAAACAGCUUUAUCCAAAGCGGCGAGGCGGAAAAAAAGCGGUGCAGGUGUGGUCCUCGAUAUUUCCUUCACAGUCUAUCCAACUUCCUUAACCGAGGCGGCGGCAUUGAACAGCGCGUGGCCGUCCGCGCCCGUUGGCGGUGCGCCACCGGCGGUUAUGACGGAGGGCAACAUGAACGGCGGCGCGGCUGCCUUCGACUCGCUGGUGUCCAAUUUGAGCACUGAAAUCACGAGUAGCUACGAUGCCGCGCUCAGUGCGAGCACGGCAACGGACGUUACUAGCGGUAUUUCUUCUAUGGGGGUGUCAGGAUCGAAAUCGACAAAAUCGAAAAAUUUGCAAUGCAUAAAAUGUAGGGCACGCAAUGCCUGUGUUGGGGAGCAGGCAAAUGAGACCGAUUGCGAGCCUGUUUAGGGGAGGGCGAUGCGCUGCCAGAGUAGCAUGACAGGAGCAGUGUUCUUUGCCCAAACAGCAUGACAGACUGGAAUUUGGUGCUCCCGAAAUUUGCCAUGCGCCACUUGGAAACUGAGGCUCCAACCGGUAUCGAUUUUAUGCAUCACAAAUUAUUUCGAUUUUGUUGAUUUCGAUCCUGACAGUUCCAUAUCUUCUCAAGACGCGGCCGCGGUGGGAGCCAGUACUGAAACCCAAGGUGGCGCAACGUCGAGUAGUAGUGCUGGUGCGGUCGAUGCUGGUGAAGAUGAGAAAGCUGGCGCAAACAAUGCCACUUCUGCGGGAGACGAGACAAACGCAGCGAAGGGAAUUUCCAUGGUGACCCUGCUCUACCUCGCUAUCGGCUUCGUGGUUUUCAUCAUUGUUACGGGCGUCGCCCUCGCUUUGUUCUCCGGCGAAGAUGCCUCAGCCGAAGUAGCGGCUGCGGGCCCAACGGUUGGAGCUGCUCCUGGUGCACGACCAAGCGCCUCAGGUCGUCCGCCGCUCGGGAGUACUAGUGCAGCGAAAGCAAAGCAAAAGAGUACAACUCCGGUAGCAGAAGUAAAACAAACAGAACUGGCGCCGGAUCAACAUUCACCUGCGGAUCAAGGAGAAACUCCCGAGGGGGCUGCUACAGGUACUCCUGCAGAGGCGGAUGGUGCAGCUGCUCCUGGAACAGUAGGAACUACUCCUAGCGGCGAAGGACAAGAGAACGGAGCUGCGGGAGGACAAGAGACUGGAACAGUUGUAGAGGCUGGAGCUGCGGAAGGACAGGAACAGUAGGGUGCCCGAAGGACAAGAGACUGGAGGUGCGGAAACAGAGAAAAAAACAGACGCGGAGCCACUUCAGGAGACGCAAGAUAGUGCAGCGACUACCUCGUAGAACAAUGGUGCCAGGAGCAUAAUUCAAUAAAGCACGAAUGCGUCGUGGUCAUUAUUUGGAAAUCCGAGCUGGUUCAUUUUGUUGUUACUUCAUCUCUACUUAGGCCCCACGACGAGGCGGCAUUGAUGCUGCUACAGCAGGAAUCGAAAGGGCCGAGAUUUUGGCCGGGGCGCUCAUCAAAUAUAAC